CCUAGUUGAUUAGGGAAAAAUUAGAUCUCUUGACUGUUAAGAGUGUCAGCAAAAACCCCACACAUGACGAUACCUAUAAGUUCCCCCCCCACCUUGGCCUCAUCACACCAGCCAGCUCUAUAGCUCACCUGGCAUUUUGGUUCCUAUCACCCCUCUUUUCUUUCGCAUUUCUUCCCCUUAAUCAAUAUUCUAAGUCAAAACAACCAACCACCAGAAAAUCGGACCAACAAAAAGGGCACACAAAGAAAGAGAAGAAUGGACCGCUCCAAAAAACCUUCCGCUAUCGGUGUCAGCGCCUCCCUCCCUCAACCCACCAUCUCCCUCCGCAACAAUACAGUCGAGGCCACCCUUCCCACAGGCGAAUCCGUCACAGUUCACCUCUAUGGCGCAACAGUCACAUCAUGGAAGCUGGCUAAUGGCGCGGAACAAUUGUUUCUAAGCCAGAGUGCUGCUCUGGACGGCUCGAAGCCGAUUCGGGGUGGAAUUCCUGUUGUUUUCCCGGUCUUUGGUCCCCCCCCAGCAAACCACUCGUCGUCCUCCCUCCCGCAACAUGGCUUCGCGCGCAACUCCCUCUGGGAGUUCCUGGGUAAAUCCUCCACCGAAUCCCUGGACAAGGAAGUCGAUGCGGUGAAGCUUGAUUUCGGGCUCUCCUCAUCGAUGCUUUCAGAAGAGUUCCGCUCGAAAUGGGGGUACGAGUUUGGCUUGGUUUAUAGCGUGUCGCUUUCUAGAAAGGGACUGGCGACUUCGCUCCAGGUGCAGAACAAGGGGGACAAGAAUUUCGAGUUUCAGGUGUUGCUGCAUACUUAUUUGGCUAUUCAGGAUAUAUCCCAAAUCACCAUCCAAAACCUCCAAGGUAAAGAGUACAUCGACAAAACUCAAAACGCCUCCGUGCAUACCGAGUCUGAGUCUUCACUCGCGAUCAGUAAAGAGACAGACCGCGUGUAUAAGUCGCUGGACCCUGCUGUGCCGAUCAUCGUGUCUUCGAGUGUAGAUGGACAGCCACUGUUCUCGAUUACGAGGGAAUCUCUGAGCGACGUUGUGGUCUGGAACCCAUGGAUCGAGAAGGCGAAGGGAAUGGGUGAUUUCAGUCCCGACGAGGCAUAUACGAAUAUGAUUUGCGUGGAGGCAGGAUCUGUGGCUUCGUGGCAGACCCUAGAGGCCGGCGAGUCGUGGGAGGGUGGACAGGUCAUUCGGCCGAGGUUGUAAUUUUUUUUUUUUCAAGUCCCUACCUCUUGAAGAGUGGAUCUUCAUGGCAUAUAUCUAUGAGAUAUUGUUUAGAAAUUACGACCUGGGACUUGGACUUGCCCACACCCCGCUCAAUCCAUGGAGCGGGAUAUUUGUUCCGCGUACCAACUGUCCGCUCUAUAGAAAAGGCUAGUUUACAGUACUUGCUCGAAUUGAAUUCUCUUGAAGACUAGGUAAGGAAGGCAUGAGAGCGGCAAAUCUAAAAUUACUUCUUCCCUCGUGGUGCAUGUCAAUCAAGUUUCAACCCUAAAAAUACAUAGCGGUCAAGCCAAGGGUGGGUGGCCUGCCUGGCCCAGGCGGCCAAGAACAGACAGAAUGUUUCUCAAAUCCUCACAACGGCCAAAUCAUUCAUCAUCCUCAGAUAGCACCCAGAUGCAAGGACAGACAGACAGACCUUUUAUCGGAACACCCAUCUCACCAGUCCAACUGCCUAGA
This is a messenger RNA of Aspergillus ochraceoroseus IBT 24754, 1680 nucleotides long. Its product is annotated as D-hexose-6-phosphate mutarotase. Gene Ontology annotation, molecular function: carbohydrate binding; isomerase activity. NCBI's taxonomy places the organism in Eukaryota, Fungi, Ascomycota, Eurotiomycetes, Eurotiales, Aspergillaceae. Gene Ontology annotation, biological process: carbohydrate metabolic process. The record is from RefSeq and is a predicted model, not a curated record. The coding region runs from base 256 to 1206 and encodes 316 amino acids. The transcript is spliced from 3 exons.